Molecule: messenger RNA, 1852 nt
Organism: Ceraceosorus bombacis
Lineage: Eukaryota; Fungi; Basidiomycota; Exobasidiomycetes; Ceraceosorales; Ceraceosoraceae
Source: the annotation of a GenBank genome assembly
AUGGCUGACUCUGCGCAAGAGAUUUCGGUCAACAUCAAAGGACCUUCUGAGCUGCGUCUGUCGGUUAAGAUUGCCACUGACGCGACGAUCAGGCAGCUCAAGGAGAAGAUACAGGAACAAAAGCCCGAAGUCACUGCUGAGAGGUGAGUGAAUGCUAUACUUGCGAGCUCGACGUCAUGACGUCUGCAUUGCCAUCAGUCUUUGGAUCGAUCCGAAGGCUUCCCGAGCUCGAGAGCUGCCCUGUGGCCUGGUGCUGAUGCGUCUACUCGCGCGUUCACCCAGUCAAAGGCUGAUCUAUAGCGGCAAAGUGCUCAAAGACGACGAGACCGUUGCGUUCUACAAACUUGUGGUGCGUAAAAGGGUCUAUCUGGGGAGGACGACCAUCUUGCUGCAGCAAGCAAACAAAGCAUUGAGGAGUCUCUUGUCCCGAUACAGAAUGGCCACACGAUACACAUGGUGCGCUCGGCUUCUCGUUCGGCUCCCACGACAGGCAAUCCAUCCACCGGCUCUGCGCCGAGCGCUUCCAGCACCAACGCAUCCGGCUCUAGCGCUGCUAAUAGCGCAGCUCAAGGUGUACCUGCCAACUUUGGUGCAGGUCAACAAUUCGCCAACAAUCCUCUCAGUGCGCUCAACAGAGCUGAUUAUGCUGGUCCCCAGCUCACCGCGGCUCAGAACCAGAUGUUUGAUGGUCAGUUGGUGGCGCGUGCUACACCGCGAGGAAAGCUUGCCUGACAGUACUGCGCUUGCGCUUUUGCUCUUGGCAGGCAUGAACGUUCAGGAUCCAAACUUUAUGAUGAACAUGCUGGAGAACGACAGCUUCAGGCAGCAAUUGCGCGAAACGCUUUCGUGAGUCGCAAGAGCAUGAACGAAGGCCAGCACUGCGACUUUGCAGAUUUUGAUGCCGAGGAACUUUUCGAUCUCUUUGCACAAUCAUCUCAGACGCCCCGAGAUGAUUGAUCAGCUUAUCGACGCCAACCCUCAGCUGCGCAACAUGCCCGGAGCAAGGGACAUGCUCCGCUCGCCCUUUUUCAUAGACAUGAUGACAGACCCAGCGUGAGUCUGCUCGUCUUCGUCCAAUAAAAGCCUUGGAGCUUAUCACCUCUUCUCGGGACGUGGCUCGACAGCACGAUGAGACGAGCCGCGCAGUUUUCGCAAAUGAUGGGAGGUGGCGCUGGAGGCGGAGCUGGAGGAGCAGGCAUGUUUGGGGGAGGCGGACAAGCACCUCAGUGGCCUCCUCCUGGCGCUUUCGGUACCGGAGGUGAACAAGGGCCAGGCCAGGGACAGAAUCAAGCGGGAGGGGCACCUGGCUCAUCAGCUGCGCAAAAUCCUUUUGCGGCGCUUGGAGCUUUGGGCGGCCAAGGUGCUGGGGGUUCAGGUGGAGCUGGAGGUAUGAUGGAUCCCUCUUUCCUUCGCAGUCUGUUUGGUGAAGGAGGUCCCGGUGGAGCUGGCGCAGGUAGCCCUCCUGCUGGUAACCCAUUCGCAGGUGGAGCGAACCCUUUCGCUGCAGCGCUCGGCGGACUUGGAGGCUUCGGCGGCGGAACACCACCUGCUCCGGCUGACGGACGUCCACACGAGGAGAGGUAUGCAGACGAGCUGGCACAGAUGCAGGUGAGUGGCGAGCAACACGGGUGGAUUGAUGCGUGGCUACGCGAAGCUCUCGGCACAAUGCUUGGACAGACGAGUGCAGCGCUUCAUGAUCUUCUGACGACUGGCUCCGAUGCUCGAACUGCACUUCUGCCAUCUACAGGCUAUGGGUCUGACGGACGGACCUAGAAAUUUGAGAGCUUUGCUCUUGGCGGGAGGCAAUGUGCAAGGAGCAAUCAACAUCAUCUUUGAUGGAGGUGCGAACUAA